Molecule: messenger RNA, 4400 nt
Organism: Osmia lignaria (orchard mason bee)
Lineage: Eukaryota; Metazoa; Arthropoda; Insecta; Hymenoptera; Megachilidae
Source: RefSeq, a predicted model, not a curated record
GAGUCAGCGCCACCUGGGGACGAAAAAAGGAACUAAACCAUGCCGAGAUUUUGGCCCUCUAGCGGGAAAAAUGCGAACUAAAAUUCGAACCUCGGGUCAGCGCCUUCUGGCGGUAAAAAUCGCAACCAAAUUUGGAACGAGAUGUAAGGGGAUACAAGCAUGUAAGGGAUGCAGGGAUGUAAGGAAUGCAGGAACACAAGGAAUGUUGGGAUAUAAGAAGUGCUGAGAUGUAAGGGGUGCAGACAUACAAAGGAUAUGAGGAUACAGUGAUUUGGGAAUAGUCCUUGCAAGGUCCAUGAAAAGAAUGAAAAAAAUAAAUAACUGCAAAGAGAAGCCUUGGUCCAUAAAGAGUAGGAAUAGGAUAAAGUGGGAAGGGUGGUCCUCGCGAGGCCCAUAAAGAGAAAUAAAAUAAUAAAUAAUUAGGAAGCGUGGAUUUAUUCCAUAAAGGAGAAUAAAAUAAUUAAUAACUGAAAAGGAUGGACUUUAGUCCAUAAGGAACGAUACAAUAAAUAAUAAAGUAACUGGAAGAAGUGAGGCGGGGCUCAUACGGAAGGAUAAAAUAAUAAAUGAAUGGGGUGGUCGGCUGAGGUUUAGAAGAGAGAUAAAAUCAUAAAUUUUAUUCCUCUUUGAUGAGCUUGUUAAUAAGCGGAAAAAAUAAAUAAAGUAAAUUAAAUAAACUCCGAAGGGAAAUUAGAAUUACCCCAGGAUGAUAUCAUGUCGGUAUGCAGCGAGGAGUCACCAUUCGCGAUCCCUGACACCCCGGAUGCCAUUAUGACGAUAUGCAAACUCAGGCAAACCAAGUACACCCAGAUCACAAGUAUAUACAUAAGUACAUCAUCCCUUGGGGACUCGUUUUGUUCUAUCCGCCCCAAAGAAUGGCGCUCUGGUCUCUAUUUGGACAUACGAUUCGCAAAAAUGUUUAUAUUACGAAUAAAUUGAUGCAGGGAUUUUUCUAGGAUCUGUUGGUAAAGUUUUCGACGCUCGCAUCACCUUAAAUAAAUAACUCACAAAUGAAAUUGGAUGUCUGUUUGAGGUGCGGUAAAAGAAUGACUGGUAAAACAGGCACGAUUAUCAUACUGGCUGUGCUCUCUGCAUGCAGAUCUAAUCUCAUCUGGGAGUGUCUGGGACCCCCUAAAUCGUUACCCUCGAGAACAAAAGCAUGUUCGGUUCUUUUGUAUCUGUAGUCACUGUUAUAAGCUGGAAAACAACAUGUAUAUAAACACAUAUAUAUAUAUGUAUAAUGUGUAUUUACUAAAAGUAGUCCAUCACGUCCAAACUCAUUUUAGCGCAGAGGUUUUAUUUUUAUCCGAUCGCUGAGGCGAACAGUUUAAAAUAAACUUGCAACAAUCUAGUAACGUCUGGACAGUUCUAUUCGUCUUUUUAAUACGAUGUGGAAGCGGCAUCAGCCUCAGUAUCGCAUUACGGUUUGUCGAAGGAGUAACUGUUAAAGAAUCCAUCAUGACAAAAACAACAAACCUGAGUGCACGUGAAUGGAAGGAAAAAGGCAAUGAGGAAUUUAAUAAAGCAAAUUGGUCGGAAGCUUUAAGUUGUUAUACAAAUGCACUGAAGCUUACGAAUGAAGAUAAUUCUGAGAAAGCAAUAUAUUAUAAGAAUCGUGCUGCUGCGUAUCUCAAACAGGAAGAAUAUAAUAAAGCAAUUAAAGAUUGUGAUGAGGCUCUUAAGAUAUGUCCAAAUGAUCCUAAAGCAUUGUUUCGCAGAUGUCAGGCAUUAGAUGCACUAGAAAGAUUUGAGGAAGCAUAUCGUGAUGCAAGAUACAUUAUUUCAGCAGAUCCUGGUAAUAAAGCAAUUCAACCUAUUGCUGCGAGACUGCAUGAAAUUGUUCAAGAAAGAUAUAGACAAAACUCUCGUGUUAGUGCCAAGGUAUCCCAAAUGAUGAAUAUAGCUUUUGAAAUGAAAGGAGACAAUGAAAAACGAGAACAAGCAAUGAACAAUUUACUUGUUCUUGCCCGAGAAAGAGCAGGGGCAGAAGUGAUGUUUAAUGAUGGAAUUGUUUCUCAAAUAACUAAGACCCUUAAACUUGAGAAGAAUGAAGAAAUAAUAACGAUUGCUAUUCGAAUAAUUGCAGAAUUAUGUAAAGAUAAUAUCAAUAUAACUGAGAUUAUUAUAAAAGAUAUAGGUAUACCCUGGUAUUUAGAGAUGAUUAAUAGUAAAGUUUUAGAAAGGGUAAAUGCUGCUCAGUACUGUUUACAGACUGUACUCAAUAGUUACAGUGGAAUGGAUAACAAACCAGAUUCAAAACCAAAUCAAGAAUUAUGUGAGAAAUAUAAUAAGGAAAUUGAUACCAUCUUAUCCUGUUUAUUGUACAGUAUAACGAGUAGAACAAUUUCUGGAUUAGCUAGAGAUGCAAUUAUAGAACUUAUAAUGCGCAAUAUUCAUUAUACUGCAUUAAAUUGGGCAGAACGUUUGGUCGAACUUCGUGGUUUACAACGUUUAAUGGAAGUAGCAAGUGAGCUUGAAGAAUACAAAUAUGAAUCUGCUAUGGACAUCACCCCAUCUACUAGAACUGUAACCAGCGUUUGUUUGGCAAGAAUUUAUGAAAAUAUGUAUUAUGAUGCAGCAAAAGAGAAAUUCAGAAAUGCUAUUGAUGAAUACAUUAAAGACAAAUUACUUACCCCAGAUAUAGAAUCUAAGGUUCGCAUUGUAGUUGCAAUAACAACAUUAUUACUUGGUCCACUGGAUGUUGGAAACACUGUAAUUGCCAAAGAAGGUAUUUUAGAAAUGAUACUAGUUAUGGCCGGUACAGAUGAUAUAUUGCAACAGAAGGUUGCUUGUGAAUGUAUCGUAGCUGCUGCAUCAAAGAAAGAUAAAGCAACAGCGAUUAUAAACCAAGGCGUGAAUAUAUUAAAGAAAUUGUAUCAAUCUAAAGACGAUUCGAUUAAAGUACGUGCUUUGGUAGGAUUGUGUAAGUUAGGUAGUUCGGGUGGUACAGACGCCACAAUAAGACCAUUUGCCGACGGCGCAACAAAGAAAUUAGCCGAAGCUUGUAGAAGAUUCUUAAUUAACCCUAAAAAACAAAAGGAUAUGAGAAAAUGGGCAGUGGAAGGAUUAUCUUAUCUCACGUUUGAUGCUGAGGUGAAAGAGAAAUUAAUUGAAGAUAAAGAAGCGAUUCAAGCAAUGAUUGAAGUUGCUAAAACCGGAGAUCAGUCUGUAGUUUAUGGUGUUGUUACAACAUUAGUAAAUUUAUGCAACGCUUAUGAUAAACAGGAACUUAUACCAGAAAUGAUAGAAUUGGCUAAAUUUGCAAAACAUCAUAUACCAGAAGAACAUGAACUUGAUGAUGUAGACUUUGUAAACAAGAGAAUAAUCACCCUAGCUAAAGCUGGGGUAACAAGUGCGUUGGUUGCGCUUUCUAAAACGGAAAGUCAAAAUAGUAAGGAACUAAUAGCACGUGUUUUCAAUGCAAUUUGCAGUCAACAUGAAGUACGAGGAAUCGUCGUUCAACAAGGUGGAGCAAAGGCACUAUUGCCAUUAGCUUUAGAUGGAACAGACAGAGGAAAGAAACAAGCAUCACAAGCUCUUGCGCGUUUAGGAAUUACGAUAAACCCAGAAGUUGCAUUUCCUGGGCAGAGAAUAAUGGAAGUAGUACGGCCAUUCAUAAAUCUUUUAAAUCCAGAAUGUUCUGCGCUUGAAAACUUCGAAGCUUUAAUGGCUUUGUGUAAUUUAGCUGGUGUUAAUGAUAGUGUUAGAAAACGAAUUUUGAAAGAAGGAGGUUUCCAGAAAAUUGAAACUUACAUGUAUGAAGAUCAUGAAAUGUUGAAACGUGCAUCCGUUCAAGUUAUAAAUAAUUUAAUGAUGUGCGAAGACACUUUAAAAUAUUAUGAACAAGAAAACGACAGAGUUAAAUAUUUGGUGAUUCUCUGCGAGGAUGAAGAUUUAGAAACAAGCAUGGCAGCAGCAGGAGCCUUAGCAGUGCUAACAUCAUGCAGCGUAAAAUCUUGUAUAAAAAUAUUUGAUUCGAAGGAUUGGUGUGAAUCGUUACGUUAUUUACUUGCUAAUCCAAAUGUUGAUUUACAACAUAGAGGAGUUGUAAUUGUUUAUAAUAUGAUUAAAAGCAUGAAAGAUGUUGCGGCAAGACUAAUUGAAACUGAUAUCAUGGAAAUUUUAAUGGCUUUAACAAAGAGUGAUACUGUAGAGAAUAAAAAAGUAAAGGAGCUAGCUGCCGAAGCAUUAGAAGCUGCAACAAAAUGGGAGCUCAUUAGGAAAAAUGCAGAUGAUGAACAGAUACCAGAAAAUUCGAAUACUUUGGAAAAUGUUGAAUAAAUAUCUGUAUAUGCUAAGUUAGGUAUUCUAUGAAAUGUGAAAUGUACUUAACAAUAAUUAUAUUUUACGCGACAAAGUGCCUUGUCUUUCGUAGUAAAUAGCAUCACUAAAAGACUAAA